CCCACUCUCACCGGCGAACUUUUCGUAAAAAUAUAAAAACAUACGAAUAGUGUAAAUAGUGUACAGUUAUACUAUUUAAUUGAGCUAUGGCAUUGUUCCAAAAGCUUUAGAAUCGUUCGAAGUUUUUUUUUUCUUGGAAUGUACAUUUGCUUUAUAGGUAAUAAUAAUUAUGCUGUCUUGGCGUGCCAAAAUCGCAAGCAUUGUUUUUGCGGUGUGCGCUUUAACUUUAGCGCUCGACUGGGUGAAUGAACAUUUAAAUCCCAGGGUUGUAAGUUUAACUGAGAAAGAGAGAUGUCCACUUUGCUUCGGAACGUCGGCUUGUCCAGCAAUCGAGAAUAACGAAGUAGUGCUUGAAUAUCCAGAUUUUCAUUCGAUUUUCAAUAAUCUGUUUGGGGUUAAAAAUGUUUACUACGGUAAUUUUAGAAAUCGAAAGGUUGUAAUAAAAAAAUUAGCUCAUCAAUCGGAGUGGAUAGACUUCAAUAAGCAAGUAUGCGCGGAUCCUACGUUAUCUCAAUUUUGUUCGACAAAUUCAAAAGAAUCGUCGAAAGUUCCGAUUGACUUCAACAAAAUGGUCAUGAAGGAGUUGUCGAAUCCCGAUAUGACAGAUUUGCGUCAAAAAAUGAGACUUUGUCCAACAGUAUCGAACGUCAACAAAUUGUUGCGAAAUGUUAAAACGAGCCAUUUGAGGUCGAAGGAAACUCAAAUGCAUGAGCAUUUUGCACACGUGUGGUCUGCAUUAAUGAUAAAUCCAGAAUUUUUAAUGGUGCAGAUUUUAAAUGCCGAUAAUCACUGGCCAACUCCGAAAUUUUAUGGGGCGUGUGGAAGACUAAUCAUCGAAGAAAAUGCAGGAGAUCCGUUGUUAAAUUUUAUCAAAGAAUCUUGGAUCAAAAGGGCAAAGAUAGCAUCUAGUCUUCUUGAUGCUGCUUAUAAAUUUACCUUUAAAGAUCCCAAUUUCGCUUUUUACUUAACUGAUAUUGCAACGGACAAUAUUGCGAUAAAUGAAAAAUUAGAAGCAAUUUUCGUAGAUUUAGAAAAUAUCAUAAUCGUUGAUAAGACACCGCCAACCGAUGUGCUAAAUCGAUUGAGCGAUUGGAAUACAACAUACGCAAACCUAAUUGGUAUAGAUUCAGACUGCCCAGAUUGUUUCGUAUUUUCUCCAGACGAUAUUUGCACUCACAGAAUUAGUGAUCACAACUAUUAUGCCGUAUGCCAACACAUUCUCUCGCAAGGAUUAAAUGCUGAAAUUAAUUCACAAGGGUUUUUAUACGAUCCUCCAGAUUAUAUUUUGAAAAAGUAUCCAUCGAUACAAUCGUUAUUGCAACAAUGUUCUGUACCAAGUGCAACGAUGUCGAGAGUGAAUGGCGGUAUUAAACUCAAGCAAAUUUUAGAUCAAAUUAUAAAAGAUACAAGCAACAUUUUUUAAAUUUAAAACUACAACCUCAAUUCUGUAAAUUUUGUAAAUGUAAAAAGUUUUGCUCAUGUAUAGUAUUUCCAUAGAAAAAUCGUGUGUUAAAUCACUCCGAUAUUUGUGGCCUGUUCAUUAUCCAUGGUUUCAUCCAAAAAUUACUCAUUUUAAACUCUCAUCACUUUUUUAAUUUUGUAUUAAAAUAUUAAUUAGUAGUACCCGAGAUAUUGUGGAAAAAUUAAGAAACCGUUAAUGAAUCUCUAUCGCUUCAAAGGGCUUAAUAGUUUCAGAAAGCAUUGAAUAAAUUUAUAGUUUUCGAAAAA
Messenger RNA from Trichogramma pretiosum, 1728 nucleotides. RefSeq names its product deleted in autism protein 1-like. The transcript has 4 exons. The record is from RefSeq and is a predicted model, not a curated record. The coding region runs from base 170 to 1423 and encodes 417 amino acids. NCBI's taxonomy places the organism in Eukaryota, Metazoa, Arthropoda, Insecta, Hymenoptera, Trichogrammatidae.